AUGGAAUCAAAAGCUUCUAGUUGCAUAGUUCUGUUAGCUCUAGCAAUAUCACUAGUCAUUUUCCAAAUAGCCUCAGCUGGUGACCCUGACAUCCUAACAGACUUUGUGAUGCCACUCGAGAUCCCAUCAGUUGAUGCUUCUUACUUCACUUUCUCGGGCCUAAGGGGACUCAUCGGAGCUCCACCACCCGAAAAAUUCAAGGUAACAAAGGCAACAAUGAUCGAGUUUCCAGCCCUGAACGGACAAAGCGUUUCCUAUGCAAUCCUACAGUAUCCUGCAGGCUCUGUCAACCCUGUCCACACUCAUCCACGUUCAUCCGAGCUACUCUUCCUCAUGUCAGGCACACUGGAAGUAGGAUUCAUUGAUACAACGAACAGGAUCUUCAAUCAAACAUUACAAACAGGAGACGUUUUCGUUUUCCCUAAAGGACUAGUACACUACCAAUACAAUGCUGAUGUUAAAAAUUGUGCUUGGGCUAUAUCCGCCUUUGGAAGUGCAAAUGCAGGCACUGUUUCAAUUCCUAACUCUGUGUUCAAUACAAGCAUUCCUAAUAACAUUUUGGCUAAGUCUUUCAAGACUGAUAUCAUUACUAUCCAGAAAAUCAAGGCAGGUCUUGCCUGA
Messenger RNA from Solanum dulcamara, 621 nucleotides. Its product is annotated as germin-like protein 9-3. The transcript has a single exon. The record is from RefSeq and is a predicted model, not a curated record. Gene Ontology annotation, molecular function: manganese ion binding. The coding region runs from base 1 to 621 and encodes 206 amino acids. Gene Ontology annotation, cellular component: cell wall. NCBI's taxonomy places the organism in Eukaryota, Viridiplantae, Streptophyta, Magnoliopsida, Solanales, Solanaceae.